GAGGGAGAGAGAAAGAAAGAGAGAGAGAGAGGGAGAGAGAGAGAGAGAGACGGGGGAGAUAAAGAGCAGAUAGACGAACAACAAAAGGUACUUGUAGUUCUUUUUUUUUUUUUUUUUCUCUUUGUGGACAACAGAACUUCGCAGAGAGCGCACGGGAUCCCCUCAUAUGGCCCCGUGCGAGCAGACCUAAGUUUUCGCUCAACAGAUAGCUCAGUGAUCAUUUGCUAGAAAAGUGAAGCCGAGUCCAGUGUUCCUUUACGCACCGGGGGGAGAAAACAGAGGACGCACGGUUACCUUCUGCACGGCUCAUAUCAUCAAGGUUAUUUUCAUGAAUUCAAAACCAACCGACCAGUGAUCGCUGGAAGCCGGGGAUUGAGUGUUUCGGUUUUUAACCCCACACGCUGACAUGGAGGGCUUUCUUCGUAGCAGCUUUUUACUGAGCAGAGUCAUGUCUUCCAAGCAAGCCACGUCUCCUUUUGCCUCUGUGGUUGAUGGAGAUGAUGCCAUGAGUCAGGAGCACUUGUCUUGGGAGAAAGAGGAGAGUGCCGAGGCCCACGGCACGCCACAGCUGCCCCUGCACAGUCUGCUCCACGGAAAAGCCCCCGAUGAGCUGCAGCCGCUCAGCAGCGUCCCGCCGGAGAGCGACUGGGACAGCCUGGUGUCGGCCCAGCAGCGCAUGGAAUCUGACAGCAAUAAAGUAUGUUCCCUGUACUCCUUCCGGAACAAUUCCACUUCCCCACACAAGCCUGAGGAGGGGGCCCGGGAGCGAAGUGACCUGCUGAGCGGAUCAGCGUUUGGAACUCCGGAGCGCCGCAAAGGAAGCCUGGCAGACGUAGUGGACACGCUGAAGCAGAAGAAGCUGGAGGAGAUGACAAAGACAGAGCAAGACGACUCUUCGUGCAUGGAGAAACUUCUGUCUAAAGACUGGAAGGAGAAGAUGGAGAGGCUCAACACCAGCGAGCUGCUCGCAGAAGUGAAAGGUACUCCAGAGAGCCUGGCAGAAAAGGAACACCAGCUCUCCACAAUGAUCACCCAGCUGAUCAGCCUGCGAGAGCAGCUCCUGGCUGCCCACGACGAACAGAAGAAGCUCGCUGCCUCGCAGAUGGAAAAACAGAGGCAGCAAAUGGAGUUAGCUCGUCAGCAGCAGGAGCAGAUUGCAAGACAACAACAGCAGCUUCUGCAGCAGCAGCACAAAAUCAACCUCCUCCAGCAGCAGAUCCAGGUCCAGGGUCACAUGCCUCCGCUCAUGAUCCCCAUUUUUCCACACGACCAACGCACUCUAGCAGCAGCAGCUGCCGCCCAGCAAGGCUUUCUCUUCCCUCCGGGAAUGUCUUAUAAGCCAGGUGAUAACUACCCGGUGCAGUUCAUUCCAUCCACAAUGGCAGCUGCAGCAGCGUCAGGACUCAGCCCCCUCCAGCUUCAGCAACUGUAUGCCGCCCAGCUUGCCAGCAUGCAGGUCUCUCCUGGAGCCAAGAUGCCUCCACUCCCCCAGCCCCUCAAUGCAAGCGGGCCCAUUUCCCCCUCAUCUCUGAAGAAUGACAAGAGUUCCUCCAGCCCCAUCACUCAAGUCAAGGAGGAGGGAACGCAGCCCCUCAACCUGUCUGCUCGGCCAAAGACGACAGAUCUGGUCAAGUCUCCCACAUCCCCGACACAGAACCUGUUCCCCGGCAGUAAAAGCAGCCCCAACAGUCUUCUCGGUAAAGGUGGCAUCCCCAGCCCGCUUGGAGGAGGCCUGGGACGAGGCUCAUCUCUGGAUAUUCUGUCCAGCCUAAACUCCACCGCGUUGUUCGGGGACCAGGACACGGUGAUGAAGGCCAUCCAGGAGGCUCGGAAAAUGAGGGAGCAGAUCCAGAGGGAACAGCUGCAACAUCACCAGCAGGGCAUGGAGGCGAAGCUGUCCGCCCUCACUUCAGUGGGCCUCAACAACUGCAGAGUUGACAAGGAGAGAGCGCACUUCGACAGCAUCGGGCACCACCUCGGCAAGCUGGGCGAGGAGGGCAAGAUCGGCCACAGAGUUAUCGACCUCACCCGGCCAGAGGAUCUAGAUGGGUCCAAGGACCUCAAUGACUCUGCAGAUAAACCCCAACCCUAUUAUUGUUGGCCAACAGGAGGCGCUGGUUCUACCGAGGCGCGAGUCUUCAGGGAAUCCCGAGGAAGGAACAACAACGAGCCGCACAUCAAAAGGCCGAUGAACGCGUUCAUGGUGUGGGCCAAGGACGAGCGGCGCAAGAUCCUGCAGGCCUUUCCCGACAUGCACAAUUCCAACAUAAGCAAGAUUCUGGGUUCUCGGUGGAAGUCGAUGUCCAAUCAAGACAAGCAGCCGUACUACGAGGAGCAGGCCCGUCUCAGCAAACUCCAUCUAGAGAAGUAUCCCAACUACAAGUACAAGCCGCGGCCCAAGAGGACCUGCAUCAUCGACGGGAAGAAGCUGCGCAUCGGGGAGUACAAGCAGAUGAUGCGCUCACGGCGACAAGAGAUGCGGCAGUUCUUCACCGUGGGGCAGCCGCCGCAGAUCCCCAUCACCACCAGCACCAGUAUGGUCUACCCUGGGGCCAUCACCAUGGCGACCACCACGCCGUCACCUCAGAUGACAUCCGAGUGCUCGAGCGCCUCGGCGAGUCCUGAGCCUUCCAUUCCCGUCAUCCAGAGCACCUACAACAUGAAGCUAGAGCCCAGCGCCAUGGCGAACAACAGCGAGCCGGUCAACGGCGAGGACGAGAUGGACAUGUACGAAGAUUUCGAGGACGAGCCCAAAUCGGACUAUAGCAGCGAAAACGACACGCAAGAGCCGGUGAGCGCCAACUGAGAGCGACGCCGACGCGACGCCGACGCAGGACGACGCCCAGAGGGCCGGUCGGAUCCGAGGGAGGGAACGAGCAAAAGAAAACAAAAACUAUACCACAAAGGUUUCAAAGUGUUUUUAAAAAAUAAUAAUAGUGAUGAUGUAUCACGUAGAGGCCAGCAUGCAGCGGCGGCUUCGUCCGAAUCAAAAAGCUAUUUGGUCUUAAGUGUUUCUUGGAGUGUGUAAAGCAGUUUGGUUGUGGUAAUUUAUAUUUUUUUUUAUCUCAUUGUUUAUUUUUUCAUCGAGAUCAUGGACAUUUACACACGUGUGAGGUUAUUGCCUAAAGCGACAGACGGAACUUGAAAUUGAACAUUUGAUACGAACCUAGAAUUCUUACGGUCAUUUGUUUUCCUCUUCAAUUAGACAUGAGUUUGCUACAUUACCUAACUGUUCAAGAUGGAAAUGCUAUUCUCACUCAGGUAUAGUGUGCCAGCCAACAGCUUGUGAAUGUUUUUAAUCAAGAGAAAAAUAUUACCAUUACAAAAUAUCUCAAAAUGAA
Molecule: messenger RNA, 3341 nt
Organism: Stegastes partitus (bicolor damselfish)
Lineage: Eukaryota; Metazoa; Chordata; Actinopteri; Pomacentridae
Product: transcription factor SOX-6-like
Exons: 17
Coding region: 407-2806 (799 amino acids)
Biological process (GO): positive regulation of chondrocyte differentiation; central nervous system development; cell fate commitment
Cellular component (GO): nucleus
Molecular function (GO): DNA-binding transcription factor activity, RNA polymerase II-specific; RNA polymerase II cis-regulatory region sequence-specific DNA binding
Source: RefSeq, a predicted model, not a curated record